GGACCUGGGUGAGAGCGGCAGGGAACAUGGCGGAGGCGGCGGCGGUGUCUCAGCAUCGGUUCUUCUGUCAUCACUGUAAGGGCGAGGUCAACCCCAAACUGCCGGAGUAUAUUUGCCCCAGAUGCGACUCCGGUUUCAUUGAAGAGGUGACAGAAGAAUCCAGUUUCCUAGAUUCUGGUGGAAGUUCCCUCGAUGACAGUUCCCCCGCGCAGUUUACAGAGCUCUGGGACCAUUUAGAUCAAGCGAUGUUCAUCCCUGACUUCCGGCAUUUCCUAAGCGCCAGCAGUUCUUUAGAUCAAGAUGGCAGAGACCAGGAACGGGGCCACCAGGCCCAUACAGAGCUCAGACUGACGCGCAGACCUCCCAGGCAGCCAAUGACGAGGUAUAGAUCUCGGGUCAGUUCACGCCCUGACCGGUCACCGGCCAUUGAAGGCAUCAUCCAACAGAUCUUUGCCGGAGUAUUCGCAAACCCACCCUUUCCAGGGUCCCCGCAUCCCCUCUCUUGGAGUGGGAUGUUACACUCGAAUCCUGGAGACUACGCCUGGGGACAGAGCGGCCUGGAUUCCAUUGUCACACAGCUAUUGGGUCAGCUUGAGAACAGUGGUCCUCCUCCAGCCGACAAAGACAAGAUUGUGUCUCUCCCAACUGUCACCGUUACCCGAGAGCAAGUGGCGAUGGGCCUCGAGUGCCCGGUGUGCAAAGAGGAUUACACCGUAGAAGAACAAGUAAGGCAGUUACCCUGCAACCAUUUCUUCCACGGAGACUGCAUCGUGCCUUGGCUUGAACUGCAUGACACAUGCCCCGUUUGCAGAAAGAGUCUGAAUGGUGAGGACUCGACGAGACAAGCUCCCAAUUCAGAGGCGACUGGUAGUAACAACUUCAGUAGCCACAGCCCCGACCGAUGGACCUUCUGAAAUCUGCCCAUCUAAGCCCUCGCUCUAAGGCAUGUAUAUUAUACGAGAAGAGGGGGAGCCUGUUUUGGCUCAAUAUGGGGAGAGGGAGAAACAGCCACCAGUACUACAGAACACCCCUCUCCCUGCACAAAUGAAACCCUCCUGCAGAAUGACUGGAUCCAGCGUAGCUCUAACGUCCCCGGUAUUUCCUUCUUACCCAUGAGCCUCGAUCAGCUGCUGUUUUAUCUCUUUGGAAAGCACCAUUGAGCUCCUAGACAGUAUCGUUCCAUAAAUCAGUGACCCGUCGCAGGCUACGGAAAGGAUUAGGAAGUAGGUGCCGGCACAUUCUGAUCUUGGCAUCUCCUCAGAGACCAAAAAUAAAAGAUUGGGGCAGAGAAAUCCAGCAGAUUA
This is a messenger RNA of Xenopus laevis (African clawed frog), 1304 nucleotides long. RefSeq names its product ring finger protein 115 S homeolog (gene rnf115.S). Gene Ontology annotation, cellular component: cytoplasm. Gene Ontology annotation, molecular function: ubiquitin protein ligase activity. The record is from RefSeq and is marked provisional. Gene Ontology annotation, biological process: protein ubiquitination; protein polyubiquitination. Lineage: Eukaryota; Metazoa; Chordata; Amphibia; Anura; Pipidae.